Molecule: messenger RNA, 1242 nt
Organism: Grosmannia clavigera kw1407
Lineage: Eukaryota; Fungi; Ascomycota; Sordariomycetes; Ophiostomatales; Ophiostomataceae
Product: phosphoserine aminotransferase
Exons: 2
Coding region: 1-1242 (413 amino acids)
Biological process (GO): L-serine biosynthetic process
Cellular component (GO): cytoplasm
Molecular function (GO): O-phospho-L-serine:2-oxoglutarate transaminase activity; pyridoxal phosphate binding
Source: RefSeq, a predicted model, not a curated record
AUGCCGUCCCGAUCAGAUAUCACCUACUUUGGAGCAGGCCCGGCACUGCUGCCGACCGACGUCCUCGAGGAUGCGGCGCAAGCCCUGAUCAACUUCAAGGACACCGGUCUGGGCAUCGCCGAGCACUCGCACCGCUCCGAGAUUGCCACGACGAUCAUUCAGGAAGCCAAGGCCGACCUGGCCGCGUACCUCGAGAUCCCCGACGACUAUGAGAUCCUCUUCAUGCAGGGCGGCGGCUCGGGCGAGUUUUCCGCCAUGGCCUACAACUUUGUCGGCGCCUGGGUGGCCCGCAAGCAGGCGGCCCUCGGAGCCGGAACAGAUGGCAGCGCGGCGGAGGCGCUCAAGGCGGCCGUGAAGGACCUCAAGAUUGACUACAUCGUCACCGGCGGUUGGUCGCAAAAGGCGUCGGCCGAGGGCGAGCGGCUCUUUGGCGCAGAGCACGUCAACAUCGUGGCCGAUGGCCGCACGACGACCGGCGGCAAGUAUGGCGUCAUCCCGGACGAGAGCACCUGGAACCUGUCCAAGGAUGCUGCCAUGGUCUACUACUGCGACAACGAGACGGUCCAUGGGGUCGAGUUUUCCGGCUUCCCUCAGUCUCUCGAGCCGGGCCCGGAUGGACCAUUUGUCGUUGCCGACAUGAGCUCCAACAUUCUCUCUCGCACGAUCCCGAUCAAGAACUAUUCCGCCAUCUUCUUCGGCGCCCAGAAGAACCUGGGCUGUACCGGCAUCACGGUCGUCAUCAUCAAGAAGUCUUUGCUGCGACAGCCGUCGGCAGAGCUGAUGAGAGAGCUGGCUCUGCCGAUUCCGCCUCGGAUAUUCGAGUUUGAGACUAUUGCGAAGAACAACAGCCUCUACAACACGCUGAGCAUCUUCGACGUCUACAUAGCCGGCCGGGUUCUGAAGAAGCUGCUGCGCGAGUUCCCCGACAAAGUCCAGGGGCAGGAAGCUGUGUCCGCGAACAAGGCCCAGCUGCUCUAUGGCGCCCUCGAGGCCUAUCCCGACGUCUACAAGAUCAUCCCGGACAAGACCGUGCGGUCGCGCAUGAACAUCUGCUUCCGCAUCGAGGGGGGCGAUGCGGCCGAGGAGGCCUUCCUCAAGCAGGGGGCUGCACUGGGGCUUACCGGGCUGAAAGGUCAUCGCGAUCUGCGGGGCAUCCGGGCGAGCAAUUACAACUCGGUCUCCGUUGAUGGAGCGGAGAAGCUUGCCCGCUUCAUUGGCGCCUUUGCGUCGAAACGGCAAUAG